ACCCCGGACUAUAUGAAACUCCCACGUGGAGCUUUCCUUCGCUACAGUGGAUAAGUCUUUCUCCGCUCGACGCCGAUCUUUAACGUGCGUAAAGUUGUGCGUAAAGUUAUUCUUCACGCGUAGCAGGGCAUAAUGAAGAUAUCACUGCAUUAUUUAUGAUCCUUAAACUUUAAUACUGACGAUAUGCAUGCUCUUGCAAGGCGGUCUGUGUUGUAAAAGCAUAAUCAACGUGGGGGGAAAUUGCUGUUUCAUGGCCGCGCAGCUUUUGUUCGCUGCGACAAAAGAGAGAGGAUUGUAUAUCUGGAUCAACUUUUGGAGACUUUUAUUGUACAAUAACCUUUGCAUAACAACUCUUUUUUUUCCUCAAGCGUUGCCUGAGGCACUGCGCAUGCGCACUGGCUGCUCGCUGUCACUAAGACAUUUUUCUUCACGUUGGAAACUGUCACUGGUGACGUCAAUCACCGGGCUCUGACCAAUUAGAGCGCAGGGUGAUUGUUUAGCUCCACGGGCUGCAGCGCCUACCAUGAAUCUCUAUUCAGUAUCAAAGCGUCCUGCUGCUGCCUCUCAACCGAAUGGGAUUCCAUGUAGUCUGCAGAUAGACUUAACUUUAAAAAGUCUUUUUUUUUCUUUAUUUUUCACUGCGAUUAAAAUAUAUUUGUCAUCAUCAUUAUUAUUUUGCCUGCUGUCAAGUUAUUCUAAAAUUAGGAAGUAAUGAGCGUGGAUGCACUGGGAAGCCCCGUGAUGGACCCUACGUUUUCCAAACGGAACACGGCGCUGAGAUUAGUUGACUUGGCAGGGGCUCACCACCAUCACCAUCAUCACCACCAUACCCCUCAGAGCGUGACAGGCUUCCCGGGGUUCAGCAGCCAUCCACACUCAAUGGCUCACUCGCACCCUGGGGAGAUUACUGCGGAACCCCGCCUGGGGCCGAGUCCAUUCGGGCCAGAACACAUGGGGCACUCCGCGGCCCUCAAAAUCAGCCCAGCCCAUCAUUAUCCCCACCACCAUCACCACCACCACAAUCAUCAUAUGGCAGGCCACAGUGAAGUGGUCUCCAGUCAAACGGGAGCUUUUGGCCCGGUUCAGGCGACAUCCGUGCCCUAUUCUAUGUCUCACACGGCCCAGGCUCUAUCCGCAGGUAGGGAUUUCCUCAUCCGGAGAGAUCUGACAGCUCAAGCCAUGCCAGUGCUGACUGACCAGACUGCUGGUUCAGCCUCUCACCACGGAAUGUUUGUCUCAACAACAGGUAGCUAUCCCGGACACUAUGGUCACCACCCUGACGCUGGGAACCAUACCCUCUUCUCCGGACUCCACCACGACCAGCCUUCUAGCGGAUCACCGGGUGGCCAAGCGUUGAAUGGACAAAUAAGGUUAGGACUACCUGGAGAAAUGUACGUUAGGUCUGAUCACUUGAGUCAAGUGGCAAGCUCCAGGGCUGAUCCGUUUUCAGCCUCGCCGUUGCACGGCUACGGUGGACUGAAUCUGAACAUGAAUCUGAGCGCUCAUCACCACCACCACCACCACCACGGAGCCGGCGCGUUUUUCCGCUACAUGAGGCAGCCGAUAAAGCAAGAGCUCAUCUGCAAGUGGCUGGAGCCGGACCACGCUCCGAAGAAACUCUGCUCCAAAACUUACAGCACCAUGCACGAACUGGUAACGCAUGUGACGGUGGAGCACGUCGGAGGACCCGAGCAGGCGAACCAUAUCUGUUUUUGGGAAGAGUGUCCGAGGGAAGGCAAACCAUUUAAAGCCAAGUACAAACUUGUAAAUCACAUUCGAGUGCACACCGGGGAGAAACCGUUUCCGUGCCCGUUCCCUGGCUGUGGGAAAGUGUUCGCCAGAUCCGAGAAUCUAAAGAUCCACAAAAGGACUCACACAGGUGAGAAGCCCUUCAAAUGUGAGUUUGACGGCUGCGACAGACGCUUCGCCAACAGCAGCGACCGGAAGAAGCACUCCCACGUCCACACCAGCGACAAGCCCUACAACUGCAAAGUGCGAGGCUGCGAUAAGUCCUACACGCACCCCAGCUCCCUGAGGAAACAUAUGAAGGUGCACUGCAAGUCCCCCCCGCCCAGCUCGGGCUACGAGUCCUCGACCCCGUCCCUGGUCUCCCCCUCCUCAGACUUGGGCCGAGAGCCAGGGGCCUCCUCGGUGCUGUCGGAGCCGGCGGGAGCCUCCUCCCAGCCCGCCAAUUUAAGCGAGUGGUACGUGUGCCACAGUUCAGGUGCCAGCGGAGCCCAGACACCGCCCAGUGGGGCCUCCACACCAGACCCAGCAGAUGAGCCACCGUACAGGAACCCGGAACCGAGGGACGCGUUUUAACCCACUCAGACUCGGUGCCAGUGGUGACAAAACACAUUUCCAAAAGCUCAACUAUUAAAAAUGGUUUGGCUUUGUUGCCUAAAUAUGCCAGCGAAGGCCCACUGGUCCCCCUCUCUUUUUUUGGAUGAGCCACCAAACAGACACCCAGAGCCAAGAGACGCAUUGAAACCCACAUUGAAGGGGGAAAUGUGUAAACCUUAAAGACGUGCUAAUUUCCAGGCACAAUAAAAAGAAUAUAUUUUGAAACCUCAGCGAUUGAAACGCUUUGGCUCAGUGCCUGUUACGGCCCAACUGGCCCACUUGUGAGGGGGGGGGGGAGUCGUGUAAAUCCGUCCUAGACGAUGUGGUACUUUAUUGUAGGCUAGGCAUGUUGGUGUCAAAUGAUUUUUGUAAAUUACGAGUUUUGACUUCGAUAUGUUUUUAUUUAUUUUUCAAACCUGAUCUCUCGGAGGAUUUUUUUUGUAUGAUCGAACCAAAGUGCAUGUUUUCAAUUUGGGGCAAACUUGUACAUUUUGUUAUUUUUUUGUAACUCUCUAUGGCUGUGUUGAUGUUUUGUAAAGGAUCUUCACGUUUACACAGUUUUCAUUUUUUCAUCUGUGCAGAGGCUCAACAAACAACUUAACUGUUUUUUUCAGACGCCUGCUGUGUUUGAUAGACGAGCGUUACAAAUUCUACAUGUUUGAUCCAAGUGGGCAUUUUGUGAUUUUUGUAUCAUUGUCGUCAAUAUAUAAAUAUAUCUAUAUAUUUUUUUUCUUUUUUUGAAUAUCUGAAAAACGAGCGGCACUCAAACUGCGUACCGAACUGCCUUGUUAUAUGUGAGUAUUUUGAAUAAAUCUUGUAUGACUAAAAAUGAACGAGCUGCCAGGCCAAUCACAUUUCUGGAAUUUACAUCCAUCCAGUUGCAUUUUUUUAAAUAGAUAAUUUUCUGUGGAGUGUUUUGAAAAAUUCCGUCUUUAAAAAUUAUAUUUGUAAAUUUAAAUCAUAAAUUUUCCUCCUUUUACAAAAAUGUCAGUGA
Molecule: messenger RNA, 3337 nt
Organism: Labrus mixtus (cuckoo wrasse)
Lineage: Eukaryota; Metazoa; Chordata; Actinopteri; Labriformes; Labridae
Gene: zic4
Product: zic family member 4
Exons: 2
Coding region: 712-2322 (536 amino acids)
Biological process (GO): central nervous system development; regulation of transcription by RNA polymerase II
Cellular component (GO): nucleus
Molecular function (GO): DNA-binding transcription factor activity, RNA polymerase II-specific; RNA polymerase II cis-regulatory region sequence-specific DNA binding
Source: RefSeq, a predicted model, not a curated record